AUGAAUACAGACGGCUGUGCAAGCCUAUCUGAAAGACAGAUUGGAAGCUCUUCCUUGGAGAUCGACUUGGAGCUGCGACCACCCGAAAACUCCGAUACUGAAUCAGAAGGAACUGAUUCCUGGCCCGAGGCAAGUGACGUCGAGAGAGAUUACGUCUCUGAGCCAGAAGCGAGGACAGACUCUAAAUCAGACUCCGACACUCUUUCCGAGUCAGACGAGUCUGAUGACGAGUUGGAGGAUGAUCUUCUAGCAGGACGAGGGGAAUUUUCUGAAGAAAAUAUUCGCGAAAGCUUUGCACUCGGCAAUGAGAUGAGAAUUUUGAGCUUGGAUGAGUUGAGAAGGUACGAAGAAGGAUUUGGCCCCGAGGAUAAGAGGCCUAAAUACGCUCAUUUGAUCGUCGAGGAUGAUUUACAGAGAGAAGAGCGGACAGAAUCUCACAGACGGCUAGAAAUUGCAAGCACUGUCAAACAAAUAACAGAAUACGGGGUAAUGAACCGAAAACUGCUGGAUCUCUACAGUCAGUUUCAGGAGAAAGAGAAAGAAGUCUUCGACAAAUUUGAAGAAAAAAUUGAACGGUCUGAAAGGCGAAGAAUGAAGCAGAAGAAACAAGCUGAUAAAGAAAUUGCUCGCCUUGAGCUCAUGAUUCUGAACAGAAAAGCAAAGCUGGAACGAAUUUCUAAAGAAAAAGCCGUCGCGGAAGCAAUUGCAGAAGCAUCUUUGCCUGAGACAGACGCUGAGAAAGCAGCUCGGCUGGCACAGUUUAUCAGUGGCACGAGUGAUGACGAGAACGACGCAGAAGAUACAGAAGAAGAGGAGGAAGAGAAGGAGACGGAAGAAGAAGUAGAGGAGGAAGAGAAGGAGACGGAAGAAGAAGUAGAGGAGGAAGACGACAAUGAUGAGGAAGAAAAUGAGGACGGCAAGUUAGAGGACACCCUGCCCUUGGAACCCGCCCUCGUUGACGAGCAAAUACCAUUGGAGCCGAGCAAUGAAGAAAAGGAUGAAAGCACUGGUGCGAAUUCCGAAGCAGAUGCAGUUUGCGGUCCAGAAUCCUUGUCAGAAAACGACGGAGAAGCCGCGCUAGAGAAGGACGAGCAAUAUGAAGAAGACAAUCCAAGUUCGAACGUUAAAGAAGAGCCUUCUCGAGAAUCAGACAAAAUUAAAGAAGAGUUUGUGGGCUUCAACCAGCAUCAACACGAUCUUCUUAUGUCAAUGAUCAAGAAGAACGAGGCUCCUGCACCAGGGAAUCCUCAAGAAGCCGUCAUCAUCAUCAGUGACGAUGAUGAAGAUACACCAGCUCCUGCAACGGCUCCAGUUGAGAUGAUUGAAUCGAUAAUCAUCUCGGACAGUGAUGAAGAGAAUGAAGAGCCUCGAGAACGGCCCGAAAUGUAUUUUCCAGUCCCAGGUUUAAAUAAAUACGAACUUGGCCUUAUGAAAGAUGCUGGUAAAUUCGCGCCAGAUGAACGCAAGAAACGAAAAACACCCCGGAAGAACUACAAAGAAUAA
Molecule: messenger RNA, 1503 nt
Organism: Oikopleura dioica
Lineage: Eukaryota; Metazoa; Chordata; Appendicularia; Copelata; Oikopleuridae
Source: the annotation of a GenBank genome assembly